AUGGAAAAGUUUAGCCAGUUCCGCGACAAAGGAUCGGGCAUCUCGCCCUUCAUCCCCGUCAAAACAGCCCUCUCCCCCCUCUCCUCAAUCUUCCACACCUUCCUCUUCUUCAUCCGCCUCCCCCUCUUCCUCACCUACGCAGCAACCUACUUCCUCUUCCUCCAACACCUAUGCCCCUUCCUCCCCGUCGCCGUCCGCAAAGUCCUCCUCUGGGGCAUGAUGGGCAUCCCGGGCAUCUGGUGGGUCGACCUCCAGCUCGACGGCGUCCGCCGCGGCACCCUCGCCGACCAGCCCCCGCAGCGCUUCCCCCACCCCGGGUCCGUCAUCGCCGCAAACUUCACAUCCCCCAUCGACGCCGUCUACCUCGCCGCAAUCUUCGACCCGAUCUUCACCAUAUCCUACCCAAACACCAGAUCCGUCGAGCAAAUCUCCCUCCUCCGCGCCGUCUUCUACGCCCUCGCCCCCGUCCGCUUCGCACCGCCGCCCUCCUCCCGAAAACUAACCGACCUCGCCGCCCUCGUCGCCCGCUACCCAGACCGCGUCGUCGCCGUCUUCCCCGAAGGAGGCACCACAAACGGCAAAGGCGUCCUCCCCUUCACACCCUCCCUCCUCGCCGUCAGCCCGGAAGUCCACAUUUUCCCCGUCAGCAUCCGCUACACCCCCGCCGACGUAACGACCCCCAUCCCAGGCCGCUGGGCGAAAUUCCUCUGGGACUUGCUCUCCCGCCCGACGACCUGCAUCCGCGUCCGCGUCGCAGAGAGUAUCCUCAACUCCUCCGCCGCCCAGACCAACGGCGUCUCGUCGUCUGUGGCCGGAGACACCGCGCAACGAAGAAUUGGGGCUGGAGGCAGCGAUGCGCCGGCGCUCUCGGUCGAGGAACAACGCGUGCUGGACAAGGUUGGAGAAGCGCUGGCUAGGCUGUGUCGGAAUAAGCGCGUCGGGUUGACGUUGCGGGAUAAGGCUGCCUUUAUCGAGGCGUGGAACGGGCGGAAGUGA
This is a messenger RNA of Colletotrichum acutatum, 996 nucleotides long. RefSeq lists its product as uncharacterized. Lineage: Eukaryota; Fungi; Ascomycota; Sordariomycetes; Glomerellales; Glomerellaceae. Gene Ontology annotation, molecular function: acyltransferase activity. Bases 1 to 996 code for a protein of 331 amino acids. The record is from RefSeq and is a predicted model, not a curated record. The transcript has 2 exons.